GCUCUGCGCGGGGCAAUGGCCGAGCCCGGAAGCCAGGAUCCCGAGAUUCGGGCCUCCAGCCCCAGUGUCGCCGCAGCAGCCAUGGCCCCGCAGCAGCUCUUCCGCGCGCUCGUGUCGGCGCAAUGGGUGGCAGAGGCGCUGCGGGCCCCGCGCGCCGGGCAGCCCUUACAGCUGCUCGAUGCCUCCUUGUACCUGCCCAAGCAGGGCCGCGACGCACGCCGCGAGUUCGAGGCGCGCCACAUCCCGGGCGCCGUCUUCUUUGACCUUGACCAGUGCAGCGACCGCACGUCGCCCUACGACCACAUGCUGCCCAGCGCGGCGCAGUUUGCUGAGUACGCCGGCCGCCUGGGCGUGAGCGCUGCCACCCACGUGGUGGUCUACGAUGCCAGCGACCAGGGCCUCUACUCGGCACCGCGCGUCUGGUGGAUGUUCCGCGCCUUCGGCCACCGCACGGUGUCCCUACUUGAUGGUGGCCUUCGCAACUGGCUGCGCCAGGGCCUUCCGCUGAGCGCCGGCAAGAGCCGCCCUGCACCCGCCGAGUUCCACGCUGUGCUGGACCCCACCUAUGUCAAGACCUACGAGGACAUCAAGGAGAACCUCGAAUCCCGGCGAUUCCAGGUGGUGGAUGCCCGAGCCACCGGCCGCUUCCGGGGCACGGAGCCUGAGCCCCGAGACGGCAUUGAACCCGGCCACAUCCCUAGCACAAUCAACAUUCCCUUCACGGAAUUCCUGACCCCCGAGGGCCUGGAGAAGAGCCCCGAGGAGAUCCGCCGCCUCUUCCAGGAGAAGAAGGUGGACCUGUCUCUGCCCCUGGUGGCCACCUGCGGCUCCGGCAUCGCAGCGUGCCAUGUGGCACUGGGGGCCUACCUCUGUGGCAAGCCCGACGUGCCCAUCUACGACGGCUCCUGGGUGGAGUGGUACAUGCGUGCCCAGCCAGAGGAAAUCAUCUCUGAGGGCCGGGGGAAGACCCACUGAGGCCUGGCACAUCAGGAAGCUCGGGCGACACCCAGCCACCAGCUGCGCCCCGCUGGGUGGUUCUGACUCUGCUUUCACCAGGACAGUAUUUCUUCCUCCCACUCAGGUGGCACCUGGGGCCACAUCCCAGAGGCCAAGAAUUCCAUUGACUCCCCGCGGGCUCCCAGUGGAAACAGAAGAGAAAGCGGCAGCGGACGCAGGGGAGGGGAGCCGCCCACACAGGGCCAAGCCAAAGUCUCUCCUCGCUUCUCUUUUUAUACCAUUGAGGAAAUAAAACAGCCAAGUGCUGAAUCCUUCUAA
This is a messenger RNA of Phacochoerus africanus (Common warthog), 1275 nucleotides long. RefSeq names its product mercaptopyruvate sulfurtransferase (gene MPST). Gene Ontology annotation, cellular component: mitochondrion. Gene Ontology annotation, biological process: transsulfuration. Gene Ontology annotation, molecular function: thiosulfate-cyanide sulfurtransferase activity. NCBI's taxonomy places the organism in Eukaryota, Metazoa, Chordata, Mammalia, Artiodactyla, Suidae. The record is from RefSeq and is a predicted model, not a curated record.